CGGAGUUGAGACUCGCCUCGUGCAGUCGCUUCUCCCGACGCUCCUGCCGCCUUCGCCCCCCGGACUCCCCAGCCGCUCGCCCGCCCGCUCCCACCGGCGCCUCCCCGAGGGCCGGACCGGUGCCAGCCUCGAGCCGCCACCGCAGGCUGUCCGAGAGCCGGGAGUCCGGCCCGAGUAACGUUGGAAUUCAGAAAGCAGACCACAGUACCUACAAGCACUGAGCCCGAGAAAGCCGCUGCACCUGGGAGUAGUGUAAGACCAGACCCCCCACCCUGGGGUGGGGGGGAGGGCUCCCCGAAGAGGCCCCAACCCCCACCCAUCUGGACUCCUGCCGCUAGAUGAUGUGAUUACGACAUUCCACUCCAUAUUGUUUCCCAUCUGAACUGGCCCCCCGUGGGCCCUUGCGGGUUCCCAGAGGACUUGCACUGAAACCACAGAUGACCAACUGACUCUUGGCCUCGUGCCCCCUCCCCUUUUCCCUGCUGGUGGACUCUCGGACUGUAGCACCCAUCGGUGGCCCCUUCCGUCUCCUCGGGGCCCCCUCUGGCUCCGGGCCCUCCCCAGGGCUUCUUUGAUCCUGCUCAGGCAGGCCCCCAGGAUCUUCAGCUAUGCCGACCAGCACCGGUUCAGGGGCUUCGGCCCGCCGCUGCCGGAUGGAGGACCUCACCGCUGAGGUCCAGGCCCUGCGGGCCCAGCUCCUACAGCAGACCGAGGAGAACAGCUCCCUGCAGAGCCAGCUCCUGCAGCUGUCGGAGGAAAAUGCCAACCUGCGGGGGCAGCUCCAGGCCACCCCGGUAGGGGCCAUGGGUCUCUCCGCCCCCAGGGGGAAGUGCCCCGUCGGCCUCCCCGAGAAGUUCGACGGCACCCCCGAGAUGCUCCCCAGCUUCUUGGCCCAGAGCCGCCUGUACAUGGAGCUGCGGCCUGAAGACUUCCCCACGGAGCACGUCCGCGUGUGCUUCCUCACCAGUCUUCUCAAGGGGCGCGCCGCGCGCUGGGCCACCCCCUACCUGCUGGAGUCCAGCCCUCUGCUCAACAACUACGAGGCCUUCAUUGACGAGUUCAAGCAGGCCUUCGAAGACCCCCAGCGCAAAGAAGCGGCCAACCGCAAGAUCCGGCGUCUGCGCCAAGGCCUCGGCUCCGUGCUAGACUAUGCCAGCGCCUUCCGCCUCUGCGCCCAGGACCUGGACUGGAACGAGCCGGCCUUCAUUGACCAGUUCUUGGAGGGCCUCAGCGAUCCCAUCCAGGAUGAGCUCGCCCGCGUGGAGGUGGCCCGCUCCCUGCCCGCACUCAUCAACCAGUGCCUGCGCAUUGAGGGCAGGCUGAAUUCCCGGAGGGGGGCCUCCCCGGCCAACUCGCCCCGGCCCCAGAGCUCAUCUCCGGCCGCCGAGUCCGACUCCAACCAGCUGGUCACUCGGCCCCAGCUGACCCCGGAAGAGAGGGAGCGCCGCCGCAGACUGAACCUGUGCAUGUACUGCGGACUGGCCGGCCACUACGUGGACAACUGUCCGUCCAAGAAGCCAAAGUCUUCUGGGGUGGGAAACUCCCUGGCCCCGCUGUAGAGGGACCCCCAGCGCCCGGGCCUGAAACAGAAAGGUCCCCCCCAGAUGACGCGUCAUCUUCUCAUUUGCAACUACUAAUCACGCUACAUCUCCCGGACGGUUCCUACUGCACCGUCCGCGCCAUGAUCGACUCCGGUGCCUCCG
Messenger RNA from Dromiciops gliroides (monito del monte), 1703 nucleotides. It is a transcript of the gene PEG10, whose product is annotated as paternally expressed 10. NCBI's taxonomy places the organism in Eukaryota, Metazoa, Chordata, Mammalia, Microbiotheria, Microbiotheriidae. The record is from RefSeq and is a predicted model, not a curated record. Gene Ontology annotation, molecular function: nucleic acid binding; zinc ion binding. The coding region runs from base 609 to 1559 and encodes 316 amino acids. Gene Ontology annotation, cellular component: cytosol. The transcript is spliced from 2 exons.